Messenger RNA from Lagenorhynchus albirostris (white-beaked dolphin), 1678 nucleotides. It is a transcript of the gene LMO2, whose product is annotated as LIM domain only 2. Gene Ontology annotation, cellular component: nucleus. Gene Ontology annotation, molecular function: transcription coactivator activity; DNA-binding transcription factor binding. Bases 226 to 894 code for a protein of 222 amino acids. Lineage: Eukaryota; Metazoa; Chordata; Mammalia; Artiodactyla; Delphinidae. Gene Ontology annotation, biological process: positive regulation of transcription by RNA polymerase II. The transcript is spliced from 4 exons. The record is from RefSeq and is a predicted model, not a curated record.
AGGAGGGAGCCGGGGGAGAGAGGCGCAGUCCCCUCCCGCCCCCCAGGCCGCCGCCCCCUCCCUGCCCUCGGCGGCUAGCUGCGCGCCGCGACCCGGGCCGAAGGGGCGAGGGGCGAGGGGCGGCCGGACGGUCGCGCCCCAUUCCCGCGGGCGGCGCGGAGCCGGCGACAGCGCGCGAGCCGAGCCGGACCGGGCGGCGGCGGCGGCGGCGGCGGCGGGACCGGGAUGGAAGGGAGCGCGGUGACUGUCCUUGAGCGCGGAGGGGCGAGCUCGCCGCCAGAGCGCCGGAGCAAGAGGAGGCGCAGGAGCGGAGGCGGCGGCGCCCGAGCAUCCGAGGGGGUCCGAGCCCCGGCAGCCGGCCAGCCCCGCGCCACAAAAGGAGCGCCCCCGCCGCCUGGCACACCACCUCCCUCCCCAAUGUCCUCGGCCAUCGAGAGGAAGAGCCUGGACCCGUCUGAGGAGCCAGUGGAUGAGGUGCUGCAGAUCCCCCCAUCCCUGCUGACAUGUGGAGGCUGCCAGCAGAACAUCGGGGACCGCUACUUCCUGAAGGCCAUCGACCAGUACUGGCAUGAGGACUGCCUCAGCUGUGACCUCUGCGGGUGCCGGCUGGGCGAGGUGGGCCGGCGCCUCUACUACAAGCUGGGCAGGAAGCUCUGCCGCAGAGACUAUCUCAGGCUCUUUGGCCAGGACGGCCUCUGUGCAUCCUGUGACAGGCGGAUCCGUGCCUACGAGAUGACGAUGCGGGUGAGGGACAAAGUGUAUCACCUGGAAUGUUUCAAAUGUGCCGCCUGUCAGAAGCAUUUCUGUGUGGGUGACAGAUACCUCCUCAUCAACUCCGAUAUAGUGUGUGAACAGGACAUCUAUGAGUGGACUAAGGUCAAUGGGAUGAUAUAGGCCAGAUGCCCCAGCAUCUCUGGAGAGGUGUUUCACUGAAGUCACUGUCUCCAUGGGGUCUUCACUCUUAGGCAUUUGGGGGAUUUGAGGGUGGGCUGAGACAUUUCUUAGGGGAUGAAAAACCCUAAUUGGACACCAAGAACCAAUACACAGCAUCCAAGUGACAUAAUGCAAGGGGGCAAAACUUAAAUGUGACAAAAUGACUGGCCUUGAGGGAGAACUUAUGGACAAUGGCCACAGCCUAUGGGUAGUAACUGACAUGAUUAGCGAGGGAGAGAGUGUUGGGGCUUCUGUGCUGUCAUGAUGGAACUUCCCAUCUACAGAUGGGGACUUGUUCUGCCCAGACUUGUUAUGUCUUUAACCCUUGAAAACUAGAGAUGUGCAAUUGAUUUCUUUUCUUCCUGGCUUUUAUGAGAACCCUGUUCCAACCACUGUCCUCCACACAAGGGAAGGACAGAGAGAAGAGUGGCCAUCCUUUUAUUCUUGGCCACCUUCCCAAGGCCUUAAGCUUUGGACCCAAGGGACACUGCAUGGAGACAACAUUUCAGUUGAGAAUGAAAACUGCAACUUUUAACCAAACAAUUCUUUAAAGCAAUGCUGAUGAACCACUGUUUUUAGACACCUUAGUUUUGAAGUGAGAAGUUCCACAGAUUGUUUCUAUACAAAUGUAAAUCUAAAAAAAAAAAAGUUGUUCACCUAUUUUAUUAUCUUAGAUUAUAUCAAAGUAUUUGUUGUGUGUAGUUUAAAAAAACUCCGAGGACAAUAAAAAUGACUGACUAAAAUA